CUCACCAACCAUAUGCCGUAAACUGGACACACCUCUCCCCGCCCUCCCGGAGAUCGUAUCUUGAUUGGAUCAAAGCAAAAGGAUGGCGGUGGGACUUUUUCACCUUUCGGUUGGUUGGACAGAGAGUUGGAGAGAGAGGGGGAGGCGGGAAAGCGAUUCCGGUUGUCGGCGGGAGUAUUUGUCCCGUUUAUGUGCGAGAGGGAUCCGCUGCUCCUUGCUGGUAGUUCGGGCGAUAAUAGAUGCCGCGGUUCUUGAAGCGGGACGGGAUGUUCUCGACGCCCGCCGGCCUCUGGUCAGAUGGAGGGGAGCUGAUGGUGUGUGAGCCGGGAGGCGUCGAGACGCCUGGCGUUCGUUCACAGACAGACUCCGCGAAGGAGGCCGUGGCCCUGCAGAGUCACGGCACGAGGCCAAGCCGGUUACUGUCUCCCACCGUCUACAGCAACCCCCGGAGUAAGAAGUGGCCGGCCCGACUCUGCUCAAUGCUGUGUUGUAUCGUUGUGAUAUCGUUCAUUGCCUUUCUUCUCGCGGUCAUGUAUUUAAUCUUCAAAGAUUUGCGCUGGGACAGAGAAAACAGUGAGGAUGGCGUUAAGACUGGCAUUUUAGGCCUUUGGAGUUCGUUGGUUUUGGCUUUGAUGGCUGGUUUGUCGUGUUGUAGUUUCUCGUGGACAUUGACGUAUUUUGAUUCAUUUGAACCCGGAAUGUUUCCACCGACGCCCCUGUCGCCUGCUCGAUUUAGGAAGUUGGACAGUGGAUUCAAUGACAUAAUCAUCGAAACAGUGUAUACUUAAAGACUUAUCUUUUGGCAUUAGCAUUUGACUGUAGGCAGAAUUGAAGUUAGCAAAAUUUUGUCAAAAUGUGAUGAUUUAUCUGCCUUACCUUAUGCGUUAUGUUUGUCACAUUCAAAUAUUUCUGUCCUUCUGAAUAUUAUGUAAGUAAUAGAGCAUAUUUUCAGAUAUACAGAUGAAUAUUUUGUCAUAGAACAUAGAACAUUACAGCGCAGUACAGGUCCUUCGACCCUCGAUAUUGUGCAGACCUGUGGAACCAAUCUGAAGCCCAUCUAUCUUGCACUAUUCCAUUUUCAUCCAUAUGUGUAUCCAAUGGCAGUUGGAUUAAAGUGUAAAAUUGUGUUUCAAACACUGAAAUUGUUUCAAGUGCAGUCAUGUUCUGAGAAUUCCACCCUGCAUGGAGAUUGAGUUUUUACUACUUCCAUCUGAAGUUCUUGAAGACUGUACAAAGUAUGUACCUGAAUUUUUGAUAUGUUCUCAUUGGGUGAAGCUUCACUGCCAAAAUAUUGAAAAAACCUGCUGCAGUGGCAGCAUCCUAAUCACUUUUAUUGCUGCUUACAUGCUGGUGAGUAUGUCUAUUUGUCUAUUGUGGUCUGUUGAGAAGUAUUCUCAGUCAUAUAAGGCAUUCAUUGUCUUGCUUAUUUCAUAGGCAGUCAGUCCAUGUGACAUUUUAGAAAUUCCCACUCGGGAAAUAGAACCGGUCUGACUCAAGAUUGGGAUACAGAUAGACUCUAACCUCACACCUUUAAUGCAUUGUCUGAGUUGAU
Molecule: messenger RNA, 1552 nt
Organism: Chiloscyllium plagiosum (whitespotted bambooshark)
Lineage: Eukaryota; Metazoa; Chordata; Chondrichthyes; Orectolobiformes; Hemiscylliidae
Gene: arl6ip6
Product: ARF like GTPase 6 interacting protein 6
Source: RefSeq, a predicted model, not a curated record